Molecule: messenger RNA, 1087 nt
Organism: Babjeviella inositovora NRRL Y-12698
Lineage: Eukaryota; Fungi; Ascomycota; Pichiomycetes; Serinales
Product: dolichyl-diphosphooligosaccharide--protein glycotransferase
Exons: 1
Coding region: 26-940 (304 amino acids)
Cellular component (GO): oligosaccharyltransferase complex
Source: RefSeq, a predicted model, not a curated record
GACUGCCGAUAGCUUACGCAAAACCAUGGCUAAGCAGAAGAGCGGGGACGUUUUGCGGAUCACGCACACAAACUACGAAUCAAUCAUGAACGGGCCAAGAGACUACGAUUUGGUCUUGUUGAUCACCGCAACUGAUCCUCGUGUUGGCUGCCACCUUUGCACGGAGUACAACCCCUCCUUCAUUGCGAUUGCGGGCGAGCAUGCGAAGGCAUCCCAGGGCAAGAGCAACGUGUUCUUUGCUCUCCUUGACUUUAACGAGAAGUCCAGACCAAUCUUCCAGCAGAUGCAGUUGCAGAAUGUGCCAAAGUUGUACUACUAUCCGAAGACCGCCAAGCCAACGCCGCUCACCGCGGGGUUCGAGCAAAUGCCGUUCAUGGAAGGCAGCCAUGCCGAGAAUACCGUCAACUGGUUGCUGAGCAAGUUCCCAGACCACAAGUUUAGCGUCCCACUGCCACCCACCGACUACGCUAGUGCGGCAUUGACCGUGACUUUCGGAGCCGUGUGUGCGUACGUAGUUUAUCUCAACCUGGCAAAGGUGGUGCGCAACUUCCUGGGAAAGAAUGUGUGGGCUCUCGCAUCUACUUUGACCGUGCUCAUGUUUGUGUCUGGUUACAUGUUCAACUCGAUCCGCGAUACUCAGUAUAUGCGGUAUGACGCCGAUAAGAACCCGAUCUAUUUUGUUUCCGGUCAUCAGAUGCAGUUGGGGGUCGAGACUCAGAUUGUUUCCUUCAUCUAUGGAAUUUUGAGCAUAUUCUUUGUGGGGUUGGUACAGAAGCUUCCAAGAAGCGAGAAGUUGCUGAAGAACCGUAAGGCGGAGUUUGCCGCGACGGCGGCCGUGUGUGUGGCUAUAUUCUUUGCUUAUAGCUUGUUGAUUUCUGUGUUUCACAAGAAGAAUUUGGGGUACCCAUAUUCUUUGGCGAAUCUUGGUGUGUUCUUCUAACGAACACGAGCUCGGCCUAAGUUAUUAGGCCAUAGACCUUCAACUUUGAAACGGUGACUGAUUGACCUGUAUUUUUCAACAAAAUAUGGAUAAAAAUACAAGAAUAUAAAAGAACAACAUUAUAUAGAGAGAGAGUAAUUGUUGGGC